AUGGAUGUCUGUAGCACUCGCAGUCCAGCGUUUCGAGCACCCGGACGCAAGCAGCAAGUCAUCCAAACGCAGUAUGAACCACAGGUUUACACGACUCAGCGUCCCCCACCAGCUCGGCCUGUCGACGUGCUUCCAUGCAAAUCCACAUUCGCUGCCACAGCCCAGUUCAACUCACCGCUUGGUGUUCUGUUCUUGGCCCAACACCCAGCGCGUGUUGAUUCAUCGACAAAUUCGAUCGUCGUGGCCGCAUCCUCUCCUCUGACAGCGCGAGCUCCUGUAUCACAAGCCGGAAGCUCGCAAACGAACGAGGCCUUGGGCGAGUCCGAACCCGUGCGAAUCGAGUUUCGUGCCUACCGUACCCUGUGUCCUGAGCGUCCUUCUCCAGCUCCCCAGCAGACGGCAUCGCAGUUCCGCCAGUCGCUUAGGGCUCAACCGCUCUCGUCGUCGUCGGCUGAGCCUAUCCGACGCCCGUUUACUGGCAAAAUGGCGCCCAAGCCGCUUCCCCCCUUUUGCCAAGUAUCAAAGACGGGGAACGGGCCGCGUGCCGAACGCGCAAAACACUCCAAAUAUCAUCUCCCAUGA
Molecule: messenger RNA, 582 nt
Organism: Neurospora tetrasperma FGSC 2508
Lineage: Eukaryota; Fungi; Ascomycota; Sordariomycetes; Sordariales; Sordariaceae
Exons: 1
Coding region: 1-582 (193 amino acids)
Source: RefSeq, a predicted model, not a curated record